Messenger RNA from Lucilia cuprina (Australian sheep blowfly), 1137 nucleotides. Its product is annotated as synaptic vesicle glycoprotein 2B. The transcript has 6 exons. The record is from RefSeq and is a predicted model, not a curated record. Gene Ontology annotation, molecular function: transmembrane transporter activity. The coding region runs from base 145 to 1137 and encodes 330 amino acids. Lineage: Eukaryota; Metazoa; Arthropoda; Insecta; Diptera; Calliphoridae. Gene Ontology annotation, biological process: transmembrane transport. Gene Ontology annotation, cellular component: membrane.
GCAAAAUAUCAAAUAACAAAAAAAAAAAUAAAUAAAAAAUUAAACAGAAAUUUUUAGAAAAACCAAAUUUUUCUACAACUCUCUGAAUAGCAAGCAAUUUUCUCCAAAAAUAAACAAAAUUCGCAAAAGUUAAAUUUGUCUUAAAUGUCCCAAGCUUCUAGAACUGCUGCCAACAGCAAUAAUAUACCAUCAAGUAGUGGCAAUGCAAGUGUCAAUGAUUUUGAAACUGCCAUAGCGGCUUGUGGUUUUGGUUGUUUCAAUAUUUGCCUAUUAAUUAUGGCAAUGUCACCUCUUGUUUCGGCCAUAUUCUCAACAUCAACACUGUCCUUUAUAUUGCCCACAGCGGAGUGUGAUUUACAUUUAAAUUUGAUGCAUAAAGGUAUUUUGAAUGCAAUGUGUUUUGCGGCCAUACCCUGGGGCUAUAUAGCCGACACCAUGGGACGUAAAAUGGUUUUAGUAUAUGCUUUGUUUUUGGAUGGUGUAAUUGUCAUUUGUACUGGCAUCAGUCAGACUGUAAAUCAACUUUUAAUUUUUAAAUUUUUCGAUGGUUUUCUAGUUUGUGGUCCAUUUGCUGUGGUCAUGUCGUAUGUUUCCGAAUUUCAUGGUUUAGAACAUCGUUCACGCAUCAUGAUGGGUAUUGGCAUGAUUAAAGCAGCAGCUACUAUUAUAUUACCAAUUUUAGCUUGUGGCCUACUACCAUAUCAUUUCAUUUUAGAAAUGUGGUUUUUAAAGUUACAUACCUGGCAUUUUUUCAUACUUAUUACUGCGAUUGUACCUUUACUUGGUGGCUUUUUAAAUUCAUUUUUUCCCGAGAGUCCUAAAUUUCUGAUGUCUCAAGGUCGCAAUGAUGAAGCUUUGGAAUGUUUGCGCACAGUUUAUGCCAUAAAUAAUAGAAGACCAAAGAGUGAAUAUCCGAUAAAAAAUCUGCUAGACGAAGAUCCCGAAAAAACCCUACAGUAUUCAUAUCGUCACAGUAAGGAAUACAAAAAAAGCCAUAAGACUAUGGCGCAAAAACGUAAACAAGCCAAAGAACAGUUUAUUGAGGGUUUACAACAAUUGCGACCCAUGUGUUCAAGUCCCUACUUAAAGCUGUCAUUGCAAGUUUAUUCCAUGUUAUUUUGCAUACUAUUGGGGUAA